Messenger RNA from Cooperia oncophora, 273 nucleotides. Lineage: Eukaryota; Metazoa; Nematoda; Chromadorea; Rhabditida; Trichostrongylidae. The record is from the annotation of a GenBank genome assembly.
AUGCGUUUCGAUUCUGAUCACUCUAUCGUCAUGAAUUCCAGAAUUGGUGGAGCUUGGGGAGCGGAAGAACGUCAACCGAAUGUAUUCAAGCCUGGAAUGCCUUUCGAUUUGAAGAUCAGAGCGACGAAUGAGAACAUGGAAGUGUAUUGUGCGAAUUCAAGCAUGCAUCAGUUCAAGCAUCGUCUACCGUUCGGUCAAGUGAAAUUCAUUGAAUGUGAUGGAGAAGCAACAUUGAAGCGGCUUUUCACUAAUGGCCGAAGGCAUGGUAGAUGA